Amphimedon queenslandica is the source of this 2363-nucleotide messenger RNA. RefSeq lists its product as uncharacterized. NCBI's taxonomy places the organism in Eukaryota, Metazoa, Porifera, Demospongiae, Haplosclerida, Niphatidae. The transcript is spliced from 13 exons. The record is from RefSeq and is a predicted model, not a curated record. Bases 162 to 1673 code for a protein of 503 amino acids.
UGUAACCUUGCAUUCUAUCUUUCACUGUUUUUAUAGUGUUUAUUGGUUGGUUCAAUGAAGUGGGAGGUUUUCUGAAAAUAAUUUGUCCCGUGCUCCUAGUUGCCUAUAUAUACAGAGAAACCUGCUGUCCCAGUUGCUCGAGAAUUUAAAAACAUUUCAUUAUGUUUGAUGCUCGGGCUCCAUUUUUUGCUGUCCUGUCUCUUGUGCUAUUUUCCAUAGCAUAUCUAGGCAGUGCAGCUCCUUAUUUUGAAGUGCAUAUAUCUCCAAAUGGAUCAGCAUCAGUCAUAGGCCAUAUCUGUCCCAAUUAUACUCCUAUUGUCUGGAUUCAAAAAUACUAUUCUACAGAGUUGAGGGCUUCUGCUUUCAGGUUCUCUUGUGAGGAGGAUACUGAUGUGCUUUAUGACCCAGGCCACUGGACUACUCCAAAAGCCCAAGCUGGCAAGUCCAUGAGUCAAGUACUGCAUAGCUGCAACCUACCAAACUCUGUUAUAGCUGGAGCACGUCUUGAAGAUAGCUUAUUUGACUUAAAAUGGUCAUUUUACUGCAGCACCUUGGCAAGUGGUUGGAGGAUUGCUAGUGAUGAUUGCAGGAAUGUAGUGUUGGGAUCCUUGAUGAAUAGUAACAGUUCUGCCAGUGAUGCUUUUGUAAGCCUAGUGGAUACAUAUAACUCUUAUACCCAUACUUUUAUGAAUUUCAAUGAAUGGAUUUUGACGACAUGCAAAAUUAAAGAAAUUAUUUGCAUUAAUAGUACUGAAUACUGCAAUUAUGAGUGCUGUCAGGAUGUGAGAGUAUAUCAUUCUAAAAGUAUCAGAUGCAAUGGAAGUGACGGGCUCAUCAUUGAAUGUCAUGAUAACUUCUACUGGACAGGAGACUAUAUCAUGUGUUCUAAUGAUGUUAAUCCAGUCUAUCAUUAUUGCAGAUUGUGUCAUGGUAGCUCUUUCAUUCAGUUCUGUGAGAUGGUAUACUGCAGCUCUUCUGGUCAUUACAAGUGUCAAGUUUGCUUUGAAACCCAUCCCGGUACUGGAUGGCCUCUUGUUCCUAAUAAAACCGCCCGUAAAUGUCGCAGCCCUGGCAGGGUUGCAUCUUUUAAGCUUGUUGUAAAGAAAGAUGAAGUUGCUUUUUGUUUUGGCUAUCACCUCUUGUGUACUGGAACCGGUCAGCAUCCGCUCACAAUAUUGCUCUAUGAUACCAAUAACCCAAUGGAUAAUUAUCAAGUGCAGAAUAUUUCAUCAACGCUGGUCCCUGUUUGCCUUUUUAAUCACACUUUUGCCUGCAUGAUCAGUAACAAGCAUGGAAAUGAAACUAAAUACGUUUCAAUAAGACACUCCAUUAUUCCAAUAGUCCUUCAUUCUGAUACUACUUUCACUGCUUGUGAGAUGACCAAUGUUACCUUGCCUUGUAUAACCCAAGGGAGUAUGCAUUACAUUGAAUGGUACUUCAUAGAGACACUUCUCACUAAUGAUACUUCAAAUUACACUCUUCUUGAUGAGAGGGGCAUCCUCUUAAUCUCCUCUGCUCAUAAGGACAAUAUUGGCAGCUAUAAAUGCAAAGUUUGGAAUGGUUUAGGCGAAUUUGAGAAAUCAAUGUGGCUCACUGUUGAGUCAUUUGAAAGCUGUGUCUCUGUUGUCCCAUUAAGAAAACACAGUGAACAUCAAAUACGCUUGAAUUUUUGAUCUUAUGAAUCAUCAUAAUUUCUUUUUGCACAGCCCCCAUGGUAAUUGCAGUAUAGGUCAGUCUAAAGUUUUCAAUACAGAAAACUCAAGGCUACCUUCCAGUACACUGUAUGAUCCCACAUCAGAGCAAAGAGUGGGACAUAGGAACCAUCAAACAGCACUCAACUCUAUGUUUAGCAGUCUCAGCCCUUGCCUUCCCUAUAUAUCCUUCUCCCAGCCAAUGAUAUCUUCUAAUGGCCUUUGACCCAACUAUAUUGUGUACCUUAGUUAUCUGGAACCCAGCUAGAACCCCAAAGAACUAUACUCUUUUUUCAGCAGAUAAGUGUAAUAUUUUAAUGUACAUGUACCUGUUUCCUCAUAUAGGUGGUGGCUUCUCCAUCAAAUGCAUGAUGCCCAUACCAAAGGUCUGUUCUAACAAGUACUCUUGGUUCUAACUAAAGGCAAAAGGCUAUUCAUCUAAUUGAACUUUUGGGUUUUUCUGUCUGUUGUAAUUUUUCCAAUAAAGUUUGGUUUUUAUUUUUCGGGCAGUUUUUCCCCUGAGGAGGGUCAGGACGUUAGCUCUCCUCUAAAUAAACUGUUCCCCUUGUUGACUGAACUGUUUUACUUUCUUGAAACUUUUCUUAGAAUGUUUCUGUGUGUGUUAUAAUCAAAAUUGUGAUAUAAUCAUCAUGACGAUUGUUUUGCAAAUUG